Messenger RNA from Nylanderia fulva, 6260 nucleotides. The record is from RefSeq and is a predicted model, not a curated record. Lineage: Eukaryota; Metazoa; Arthropoda; Insecta; Hymenoptera; Formicidae.
CAGUUGACGUCUAAAAUUAUUACUGUCCAGUAGUCUGAACGGUGUAAGACACAAAAUAGCUUGGAAACAAAAUUUAUUUUUGUUAUUAUUUUCUCAUUGUGUUGUUAUUUCAAUCAGAUUGCUAAAGUGAAACCUGCAUUUUGUGUUCGAGUGUACUCAUUUAGAAUUACUUAUUUCGUCCGAUAAUUGAUUGAAAGACCUAAUAAAGUGAUGAUGUGAAAUAAAAUGACUGUAGUAUCAUAUAUGAUUUAUUCUCUCACACAGUGUCUCGUCUACUUGAUAAUGAUCGUUAGACAACACGUUUGUUAGCAAUGAAGGACGUGAUAAUGAACGCGUUAAUGUUCCUUCUCAUCGCGAGUCAGAUGUUACAUAUUUCUGGAAGAGUGACCCUAUUAUGCGGAGACAAACAUAAUGCACGCAGAGAAUAUGAAAGAAGAUUUAUAUGUAUCUCGGAGGACGAUGGCGGCGCUCUAGUGUGGAACAAUAUUUUAAACGGGCAAUUUGCUUCGUUCAAACACAGCGCAAUACCAUUUGAUUAUUUAAGUGGAGGAGUUCCAGAUUGCACAAUAAAUUGUAAAAUGAAUGCAGAUGAAAACUGUUUAACAGCGUGGAGUCAACAGAAUUGGAAGCUCACGAGUUCUCUUAAAACACCUAUGGGUCCGGUACAUGAUCAGCGAUGGGAAGAAUUUAAAGAAUAUACAAAUACAAAUAUUAAUUAUGAACAUGUACAUUCUGGAAAUACUACCGCAGCAACGUUCUCCGUUUCGAUUCGUGCGUCUAGCGACACGCAUAUAUUAAUUUGCAACGGUACAGAUUAUCACAGGGAUCUAUGCUAUUGGAUCAUAAUAGGUGGUUGGAGUAAUAGUAGGUCCAUCAUACGAAAAUGCAAGACGGGAGUUCCUUCAAUCGGCGAUUUUCCCGCCCGUAAUUCAAUCUGUAACAAAGCACAAGUUUCUUUCAACCAUAUGCCAUUAUCUGAAUUUGAGUGGCGAUCGUUUAUUAUUAUGUGGAACUCUGUGACUCGGAAUAUAUCCGUUUAUGAUACUCAUAACUUGAUUAUGACGUACCAGGAUACAGAAAGUUCAGAAUUAUGGAGCACUAAAAAAUCUUAUCAAAUGUUUAUCAGAAGCAGCCCAACAAUACUGUUUCGAUUUCAUAUAUGUGAACAAUUUUUGCACACAAUUUACGAAAAUACAAUUUUGACGAGUCCCAUCGCUCAAUUCGAUGAUAGAAUAUGUAUACAAAUGUUUAUUGGUCUCUGCGCAGAAUGCGAGGUGGAUAUAAAGUUACGUAAUUCUAAAAAUUACAAUAUCUUACAUGCGGUAAAUGUAAAAAGUUCAUCACGCACGACAAAUCAUGGCUUGCCCAUGUGGCAAUCCGUUCUAAUUAAGAGAAAUUUUUCAACCCGUUUUAAUAGAGUGGUAAUCGAAGUGACUCCUAAACUCAACGCUCGUAGUUCCAAUCCAUUAUGGGCUAUAGCAAAUGUUCGUCAAUGUCCUAAAAAUGGUUUGCUUGCUUCUUUAAGAUGGAGUAUUAUGACCCAAAAUCAUUUUGAAGACAUCAAUAGUUAUUUUUGGCCUGCGAUAUGUCAAAAAUUAUUUUACGCCGAUAGUGCCAUCGUAAACUCUACAUUAGACGCCAAGCCAAACAUGACACUGGAUUUUGCAAAUUGUCCCGAAGGAAAAAUUGGAUCACAAUGUUCGAUAUCUUGCAAUGAUCUAAAUAAUAAUGUUAAUUGCAAUGGAACUAGAAUUUGUUAUGAAGAUGGUUGCACGUGUCCUCCAGGAUUCCAGGGAAGCACUUGUUCAAACCCUUGUAAGGGCAACACAUACGGCUAUGGCUGCAAAAAAAAAUGCGGCGCGUGUCGCAACAGAACUUCAUUCUUUAAACAAGUAUGCGACACAAUAACUGGAGUGUGUAACGAUGGAUGCGAGGAUCUUUACAUAACAUCUUUAUGCCAAUCAAAAAUAGACAAAUUAAACUCAAUUGAAGUUACUUCUAUAAACAAUACAAGUAUUCAGGCCAUUAUUCCUUUUACAUGGAAGAAAGAGUACGAAGAAAUAACAAUUUCUUAUCGCUGGAUUUUCAAUGUAAAUAUUAUUCAAUAUUAUUCUAUAUUUAUAUAAAUAUAUUCGGUAUUUUCGAAUACGACGCAGUUGAUAGGUUAUUUUGAAAACUUAACACCCGGUGUUGUUUAUUCAAUUCAAUGUGAAUUACAUAUUGAGGGGACUGAAAUGUUUAUACGUAGUGAUUGGAAAAAUGUUGAAACAAAGUGUAAUCCGGUUAAAAGUUUUGAUGUAAAGCCCGGAGAAACAAACAUAACAAUUAACUGGCAAAUUGGUCAGCGUUCACAAUUUUCAUGUCCGGCGAAUUGGUAUCACUUAAUAAUCCAAAAUAUAAACAGUGAUUAUCAAAUUUGGAGUACAUCAGCUACGUCAUUUCCUUUUAACUUGACACAGUUGACACCAUAUACUUCUUUCAAUAUAACUGUAUAUCAUAAUACUAACAAGCUGUUCUCCCAGCAAAUUCGCACACUCGAGAGCGUUCCAUCUGAAGUAUUACAUCUGCAAGUAAUGACUUUGUCGACUACAUUUAAUGUAAUUUGGAAACCUCCAAAUAAACCUAAUGGACAAAUAUUAAGAUAUGAAAUAAUUGUAAAGAAUAAGCAAUAUUACGGUUGUAGAGACCUAAAUUUACCUACGUCAAAAAAUCACUUAAUUACUACAUCGACAAACAUCACAAAUAGUAAUAUCACGAAUAUACACCCGUACGCGUUUUAUAGCGUACAGGUCAUAGCUUAUAAUUCACGAUAUAGCAGCACGCCUACAGAGAAAAACGUUUCAACUUUAAGCCAUGAGAUACCAACCGAAGUAUUCACCCAACCGAAGGUGCAAGGCUGGAUAUUAUCGUGGAGUCCGCCUGAAGAUUGCACGACGAUUUUGGGACCGAUUAAAGCUAGGAUAAAAAUACGCGGAAUUAGCAACGCUGUAAAAGACUUUCGUCAAACCAGACAAACAAGGUUAAAUUGUUUAAAUCUAGAUAAUAUAACACCAAAAUUAUACGGUGUUGAACGAUACGCGGCAAGAAUUUACGUGAUAAGAGAUUUUGAGAGCACAGAAAAUGUCAACGCUUAUCAAGAAUAUGAAUUUGAUACUCCGCCAAGAGCUCCGCCUAGUGUAAUGAAUUUGGAAGUCGUCGAGACUGAUACUCGCCAAAAAGUUGAAAUGAUACAUUUAAGAUGGCAGAGUCCACGUCCACCUCUCCAUGGAAAACUGCAUUAUUAUAGCAUUCAAUUAUGCGAUAAUAUUUGUCAUACUAUUCAAGUAGUUCAAGUAAAUGAGUUUUGUGAUUUGUGGGAUAAUAACAUAUGCAACAUUAUUGAAAAACCAUCAAAAAAUUCAAUAAUUCAAGUUCUUGCGUACAAUAUGAAUUUUUCUGAAUCGAGUCCUCCGUAAGUGACUGAUCAAAUGCUUCGUAAUACAAUACCAGACGCACCUAAAUUUUUAACAUUUACAAUCAACAAUAAUAGUGUAAUUGACUUAAAAUGGAAUCAUCCUUGGAAGACGGGCGGUCAUCUGCAAACUUUUCUCGUUCGUGUACAUGAAGUUUCUUCUAACUUGAGAAGACAGAGGCUUGACAGAAGAUCGCCGCAUGAUGUAAAAGAUGUAACAUAUAAAUUUCCGGUGAUACAUUACAAGCGUAAUUACAGUGAGCGGUUAUAUUUGUUUCCGUCAACGUCAUAUCACAUUUACAUUCAAGCUGAAACAACUGCAUAUGUAACUAGCAAAGAUGUUUACGUGGAAAUCGAAACGCCUUCAACUAUAGCUUUCGGUGGCGAUUUGAAGGUCGCGGUCGACGACUUUAAUUCCAUGAUUAUAUUAAACAUACCUCCAAUUUUGAACGACACGCAAGAUAGCAGAAUGCACAUAAUAGUAAAAGGUCCCCAUCCUUGCGAGCAGUAUUCCGAAGUACCUAAGAGUUUACAUGCUAAAGCGAAUAUAAAAAAUUACGAUAUCGCUUGGCAAGCUGCCGAAAUUCCGACUAGUAACUAUGCUAGCAAGCAGUUUACGGUGGGCGACAAUCAGAGUUAUGGCGAUGCUAAAAACUGCCCGUUGAAACCUCAAGAGCAAUACGAUAUAGUGGUUAUUGUAAUUGUACAUAAUUUAUCCAAUAAAUCGAUCAUGCUUGCGAAGUCGAUUCAUAUCGGUGAGGUUCCAUCGAAGCAUCACGAAGCAUGGAUCAUACCAAUUUUAUUAUUCCUCGUUCUGUCAGGCAUGGGUUUUUAUUUGUAUUGCAGAAAGAAGCAGAAAUCGGCUAAACAGCUAAUGCAAGACGCGAUGAAUUCUUUUGUCUUGUCACAGAAUGUGGAGAAUUAUCAACAUGAGUCCGUAAUAUCAAAUUCUAAGGAAGAGCUUUCCACAUCUUCCGACAGACAAUCUUUACCGCGAUCAAUCAUUCCGGAAGUACCAUCACUCGUCGUCGAAAAAAAGUCCGAUGAUGUGGUGGAGAAGGAAAAAACAUCUUUGACGAAAGUUGAAGAUUUUGAAGAUUACGUUAGACAGGCGGUACAAUCGGGAUUACUGGAUAAGCAAUAUGAUACGUUUCCAAGAGGUGAAACUCGGACGUGGGAUUAUGGGAAAUUGCCGCAAAAUAAAUCUAAGAAUCGAUAUGGAAAUCUUAUAGCAUAUGAUGAAACUCGCGUGAUACUGAAGAAACUUCCGGAUGAUGUUUAUUCUGAUUACAUCAAUGCUAAUUAUAUCACUGGCUAUAAGAAGGAGAAACGAUAUAUAGCAACGCAAGGACCCAAACCCAACACAGUUGUUGAUUUUUGGCGCAUGAUUUGGCAAGAAAAUGUUCUAAUUAUUUGCAUGUUAGCAAAUAUAAUCGAAAGUGGAAAAACAAAGUGCGAGCAAUAUUGGCCGGAUAUUGGCAAGAAAAAAAAAUAUGGAGAUGUUAUUGUGUUCAACACAAAGCACAACGUCUUUGCUGAUUACUGCUUCAGAAUUUUUCAAGUCACCUGUGGAAAAGAGACUCGAAAGAUAGAGCAUCUGCAUUACACGGCCUGGCCAGAUCACGGUGUGCCGUUGUACACGCACUCUGUAGUUACAUACUUGAAGAAAUUAUUGGCAACAAAACCUGGAAACGGACCCGUGGUGGUUCAUUGUAGCGCCGGAGUUGGAAGAACCGGGACCAUCAUUCUGUGCGACAUUUGUCUCCAUCGAGCAGCAGCCGAAGGGCUGAUCGACGUUUUCGCUGAAACGGCAUCCAUCAGGAACGAGAGAGCUAAUAUGGUGGAUAAUAAGCAGCAGUAUCUGUUGGCGCAUUUGGCAUUGGUGGAAUGUUUGCUCUCCAUUCCGACCGCGUUACUGUGUAACGAAGUGUUACCCAUGAAAAUCAAGGAGAUGAAAGAACAAUUAUUGGUUCAACAACAAAGAUUACAGAACAUUGCCUGGCAGGACGAAGCUCUGCGACAGUUUAUAUCUUUAUCCUCUUUAUCAGAACGUAAUCGUGCUAAAAACAGAUUUCCGGAACUAAUUUUAGAUAAAGUCAGCAGAAUAUAUUUGAAAAGAUAUCCGACAACGGACGAGGACAGUGAUUACCUGUCUGCCGUUUACGUGGAUGGAAUAAGACUUCAGAAUCAGUAUCUAGCCACACAGCUUCCUAUGCCGUCGACGAUUAAUGAUUUUUGGCGAAUGAUCGCGGAAUUAAAAGUGGAACUCAUUCUCAUGCUACAGCCGCCUGAUCUGCAGGAUACUACUUGCUGUGCGAUCUCUCCUAACAGCGGCGAGUUUAAGCCAACGCCAUACUUGAACAUUACAGUAAAAGAUAUCGUGGAAUUGGAGUAUUAUACAUCACAGAAAUUUCUACUUGUUGACAAUUCGGAGAAACCCCCGAGAGAGCAAUUUGUGACUAUCUUACAUUUAACGGAAUGGAAACCUGGGAGGAAUCAACCACCUCCACCGGUAAUGACGAUGGUGACACUUUGGCAAGCUGCGGAGAGAAUCCCGAGAGGCGAUGGACCGACUGUUACGAUUUGCCAUGAUGGAGUAACUGGAUGCGGUCUUUACUUAGCGUUGAGCUUUCUCCUGGAACGAAUGGCUGUUGAAAGAGAAUGCGACGUUUGUUUGGCAGUACGAGCAAUUAGACGAUCGAGACCGGACUUUGUUCGAUCUUUGGAACAACUAGAAUAUCUGUACGAUGCAGCAAUUACAUAUCUGGAGUAUUUUGAAACUUAUGCAAAUUUUUCAUAAAUUAUUAUU